Physella acuta is the source of this 729-nucleotide messenger RNA. RefSeq lists its product as uncharacterized. NCBI's taxonomy places the organism in Eukaryota, Metazoa, Mollusca, Gastropoda, Physidae. The record is from RefSeq and is a predicted model, not a curated record.
AUGAAUGAUAUUGAGAAAGAUUACUACGAGUUGAUGUAUGCUUUGAUUGUACUUCUAGAGCUCAAGUCGAAAAAUGUUGGGGUUACAGACACACCUUUUUGGACAGCAAACUUUACCAUACCUGGUCAUGAAAGUUUUGAUAGAGAUGGUAACCCAAAAUUGACCAGCCUGAUGUUGACCUCUGUCAUAUCCAGAUCGCACGUCAUGAACAGACCCUACAACAAUGCUGGUCACGUUUUUCUCGACUGGCCAAGCAUUACUAAAAACAACUUCACCUUUGUGUCCUCCACUCAGUUCACAAUGUCAAGGUCGUUGUACUCUGCUGAAGUUCUCAAACAGCCACUGGACGAGGUGUUUGUCAUGGGCUAUGUUAGAAAUUCCUCAAUGGGAAGCGUGUCACAUUUCUACACCGCUGGUAAAACCAUAGAAGAACCUUUAUGGACACAGUUGAAUCAGCUGGUGUACAUUGACAGAGAAACAAGGAAACCCACAGCACUUCCUGAUUGGUAUAAAAAUAAAUACAAAGACAAGGGGUGUAUGGAGAAACCUGUGUUCUUCAACCCUUUGGAUCGUCCAUCUCCAACAUACAAACAAUCUGUUGUGGUGCAAUGGUCAGACACAGACAACUUCAAACACACAAUUUGCCAGCUACGUACACUGGACCAUCAAUGCCAUUCACCACGCUAUCAUGCUGCGAGACACAUAUUCAAACACUGCAACACAUUCUAA